Molecule: messenger RNA, 2138 nt
Organism: Peromyscus maniculatus bairdii (prairie deer mouse)
Lineage: Eukaryota; Metazoa; Chordata; Mammalia; Rodentia; Cricetidae
Source: RefSeq, a predicted model, not a curated record
CCCCUCACUGGGGAUUCUAGGCGGGGCUCCACCCUGACCACGCCCCCAGCCCCUCACUGGGGAUUCUAGGCGGGGCUCCACCCUGAGCCACGCCCCUGGCUUCAUAAUUUUUAUUUUUAAUUACCAAAGGAGUAUGAAGAGCUCAGGUGAUCCAGAAAUGUUUGUUCAUGAGAACCAGUCACCCUUACCUUCCAGAAGUUUGCCUAUGAGUUCUCUCUGUGGCAUCAUAUGUCAAUCAAAUAUAUUUAUUUAUUUAUUUAUUUAUUUAUUUAUUUUUACUUCUGUAGCAGCAUAUAUCGUCUGUAAUACGUUCGCUGUGACCCUUCCAUCUGAGUGUCUACUGUCUCUCGUCCCUACCCCCACUGCCGCCGAGUCCUCCUCCUAAAUCAUCGUGUCUGGGAUUUUCUGACCUGACUGUGCCUCCCUCCUCCCCCAGGCCUUUCGCCGCCUGUCAGUCUUCCUACCCACAAGCCCCUCCUGGACAGAGUGAGGGGCUGGUGUGUGAGUCCGGUCCGCAGCUGGGGCUCCGCCUCACCCACAAGUCACCCAGGCCUCCGCUGUCGCACGCUCCCCCAGGCCGUCUCCCCCUGACCGGGAGGGAGGGGAUCGGCCGUGUUCACCGAUAGCACACAGACUUCCCAUUCUCCCCGCCCUGAACAAUCUUCGCCGACACCACAGGCCGAUGCAAAAAACGGCUAAUUGGACCCAGGCCUGGCCCUACUGCACAUUCUGUUUUAGUUUAUUUAUGGGGGACAGCGCACAUGGGAUCAGAGGACAACUUACCGGAGUCCUCAGCAAUGGCACCGUGGCUCCCAGGCCAUCCGGCUUGGCAGCAGGUUUUAAUUAUAUGUGUGGGGAGGGAGGGGUGUGAGCUUGGGAGCCAUGGGCGCUGGGAACCAGACUCGAGUCCUCUUGUUGCUACAGAUGUUAUCUGCAGAGCCGCCUCGCCAGCCUCUUAUCAAAUAUUUUUAUUUUAUUUGUAUUUAUUUUCAGUUUUUGAGAUGAGGUCUUUGUAGACGACACUGGCCUUACUCAGAGUCACAAGGAUCCUCCCCAGUGCACCACCAGGCCGCGCACAAAUGUUCCCAAUAUACAGAUCGGAAAGCCCAGCCUCAGGGCGAUGGCCUCGAGCAUCAUUCCCGGCAGGGUGCGGGAACAGCACUCAGGCCUGGCUGCCAGGAGGAGGCUCUGGGGACGGACGGACCCUGCAGACGUCCGCGCUGCGCCUGCCGAGGCCGCGAGGUGGCGCCCGUGAGGCUGGGCCGCCUGGUGGAGCGGCGGCCGGCCAGCAGGGGGCGAGCGUCCCCCGCGUAACCCCGCGGUCCCCAGGCCGCGUCCUCAUCGAUGAGGACGGCUGUCUCUGCAGCGCUCGCUCGUCCCGAGCCAGGCUGGGUCACCGAGCCAGACCCUGCCUCAAACAGGGGAAGGGUCCCGCGGCUCCCAGGAGCUGUGGCGCCCGGCGCCGGGCGGGGCCGCACCUCCGGGCAGCUCGCCCGCCGCGGGCCUCCCGCCUCGGCCUGGCACACAGCUGCACGGAGGCCUUGGCCGCUGUCCCUUUUUUCCAAGAAGGUGCUGGAACAGCAAAUAUGCCCUGCCACACCCAGUUUCUAUGGUGCUGGAGAAAUGGAGCCCAGGGCUCCGGCCACGCCACACAAGGACUCCAGCGGCUGAGCUACAACACUCAACAACUGAGCUGCAAGCACCCUCAACAACUGAGCUGCAAGCACCCUCAACAACUGAGCUGCAAGCACCCUCAACAACUGAGCUGCAAGCACCCUCAACAACUGAGCUGCAAACCCUCCCAACUAACCCACGGGACUGGGCUGAAAGGCGGGCACCACCACGCCUAGCAGUCUAUCCAUCUAAAGAUCUACUCCUCUACUUUAUGCACACGAAUGCACCGUCCCAUACCUGCUGCCCUUGAGGUCAAGAGAUGGUGCCGAUGCCCUGGGCGUAGGAAGGCCGUGAGCGGCCAUGCGGGAGCUAGCAAACAGAUUCUGGUCCUCUCCAAGAGCAGCAGCCAGCCCCUAGACGGCUGAGCCGCCUCUUAGCGGAAAUCAGCACACAGCAGCCGUCAAAGCCAGCCUGGCACACAGUGGGGCCGCAUUAACAGAUAAAGAAAAUAAUAAAGAAUAGAA